Molecule: messenger RNA, 795 nt
Organism: Symbiodinium sp. CCMP2456
Lineage: Eukaryota; Dinophyceae; Suessiales; Symbiodiniaceae
Source: the annotation of a GenBank genome assembly
AUGACAGACUAUAUCGACCAGGCAGUGACAAAGUACACUGACCUGGCCGGCAGCUCGCCCCUCAAAAAGGUGCCUACACCCUUUUUGCCGGACGGUUCCCUCCUGGCGGAGGAUGACGCCGAGCUUGGAGAGCUAUCGGCGGACGCCUGCGGCGUACUGAUGAAGAAUCUGUACGCAGCACGGCUGUCACGACCAGAUCUGUUGAAACCAAUCAACGACCUGGCAAAGAAUGUGACAAAGUGGACAAAGAACUGCGACAAGCAGCUUUGUCGCCUCAUGUCUUACAUGAGCUGCACGCGUGGCCACACACUCCGUGGUUACGUCGCAGACAAGCCUGAGGAUCUGUGGCUUGAGCUCUUUGUGGACUCCGACUUUUGUGGAAGUCGUGAGGACGCGAAAAGCACGAGCGGCGGGUACCUCGUGCUAAAAGGACCCCACACAUACUUCCCGAUUAUGUGGGUGUCCAAGAAGCAGACCAGCGUCAGUAGGAGUACGACGGAAGCUGAGGUUAUAUCGCUUGCCCACAGCCUCUUCUUGGAAGGGCUGCCUGCCAUGUCGCUGUGGGAACAGCUACUUGGUAGGAAGGUUGUCUUGAAAGUCCGUGAGGACAAUCAGGUGAACCUCGGUUCCAUCUGUGAGAUCUUUGAAAAUGAGGCUUGCGAAAUUUCCUACGUCGCCACUGACGAACAGGCUGCUGACAUCUUCACCAAGUGCCUUGAACCGAUCAAGUGGGACAACGCACUUGAAUUGUUGGGGAUGUCCCCGCAUUCUCAUUGCGGAAAGGCGCCGCCGUAG